AUGGCCACCUACACUGUCUGGGUGACCACCGGGCAGGGCCUGGCAGCCAGCACCUGCAGCGCUAUCUCCAUCACCCUGGUGGGAGCUCACGGAGAGACCCCCAAGCACCGGCUGGAUCACGAAGGCAAGGACUUCGCUCCCAGAGCUGUGGACGAAUACCAGGUGCCCAGUGCACAAUGCCUGAGGCCGAUCGUGCUGAUCCGACUGCACAAGGAGCCCUAUUCCUUCUUCCCCUCGGACAGCUGGCUCUGCAACUGCGUCCAGGUGACGUCACCCGAGGGGGACACCUACCGCUUCCCCUGCUACCAAUGGAUCGAGGGGUACCGCACUGUGGAGCUGCGAGAAGGGGCAGAUAGCCAGGUAAUUUGCAUCAACAGAAACAGGAGCCUGCUCACCAGUAUUCAGAUCCUUAACUGCUACCACUUCCAAGCCAAAACCGCGGCUGAGGACGCCCAGCACCCGCUGCUGCUGCAGCACCGGCAAGAGGAGCUGAAGGCGCGGCAGGAAGCCUAUCGCUGGAAGGUAUACAACCCCCAGUGGCCAAGGUGCCUGGACGUGGCGAGCGUGGACGAGCUGGACUUCAACUACAAGUACAGCCAGACCAAGACCACCAUCUUCAUGCUGCGUGCCAUUAAAACGGAGCUGGAGCUGAAGCUGAAGGGUUUCUCCUUAUGCACGGGCUCCUGGGAGAAGCUGGAAGACAUCCGGAAGAUAUUCUGGUGUAACAAGAACCUCACUUCAGAGUACGUCUCCGAGCACUGGCAGGAAGAUUCGUUCUUCGGGUACCAGUUCCUGAACGGGGUCAACCCGGUGGUGAUCCGGAAAUGCACGGUGCUCCCGGAGAACUUCCCCUUGACGGAGGAGAUGGUGGUCGGCUCCCUGGGGGAGGGCACCACCCUGCGGGACGAGCUCAAGAAAGGGAACAUCUUCCUGACGGAUUACAAGAUCCUGGAGGGGAUCCCCACCAUCCAGCUGAACGGGGAACAACAGUACCUGGCCGUGCCUCUCUGCCUGCUGCAUCUGACACCUGGCGGGCAGGUCGUGCCCUUGGCCAUCCAGCUCAGCCAGCACCCGGGCCCCAACAGCCCCAUCUUCCUGCCCAGUGACCCCGAGUGGGACUGGACCCUGGCCAAGAUCUGGGUGCGCCUGGCCAACUUCCAUGUCCAUGAGGUCAACACCCACCUGCUGGAGGCGCAUUUCCUCUGCGAGGUCUAUUGCAUGGCCACACUGCGCCAGCUGCCCAUGUGCCAUCCUGUCUACAAGCUCCUGAUCCCCCACACUAGCUACACCCUGCACAUCAACACCCUGGUCAGGACCAACCUCAUCCAGCCAGGAGGGCUCUUCGACAAGAUGAGAGGUCGGGACGGGAUGCUGAAGCUGCUGGCCAAGAGUGUGGAGAAUGUGAGCUACGAGGUGCUCUGUCUGCCGGACGACCUGGAAGCUCGUGGUGUCAGUUCGCUCCCCAAUUACUACUACCGGAAUGAUGGCAUGAGGAUCUGGAUGGCGGUGGAGAGGUGA
This is a messenger RNA of Emys orbicularis (European pond turtle), 1518 nucleotides long. Its product is annotated as hydroperoxide isomerase ALOXE3-like. The transcript is spliced from 11 exons. Gene Ontology annotation, biological process: hepoxilin biosynthetic process; lipid oxidation; linoleic acid metabolic process. The record is from RefSeq and is a predicted model, not a curated record. Bases 1 to 1518 code for a protein of 505 amino acids. NCBI's taxonomy places the organism in Eukaryota, Metazoa, Chordata, Testudines, Emydidae. Gene Ontology annotation, molecular function: protein binding; iron ion binding; oxidoreductase activity, acting on single donors with incorporation of molecular oxygen, incorporation of two atoms of oxygen.